Monomorium pharaonis (pharaoh ant) is the source of this 6375-nucleotide messenger RNA. RefSeq names its product zinc finger protein 628. The record is from RefSeq and is a predicted model, not a curated record. Lineage: Eukaryota; Metazoa; Arthropoda; Insecta; Hymenoptera; Formicidae. The transcript has 6 exons. Gene Ontology annotation, cellular component: nucleus. The coding region runs from base 903 to 2138 and encodes 411 amino acids.
CCACCGCCAUCACCACCACCACCUCCACCACGUCGCCACGGGGCGCCGGCGUGUACUCGCUGUACACCACGGCCGAGCGACGGUAGGCGGAGCCUCCAGGUAAGCACGCGAGACUGGCGCGCAGGCAGGUGAGAGAAGAGCGAAACCCGAGAGCGGUAGACCCAGGUAAGGGGAAGCGAACGGUCCCGACACACACGCUCGUCCUCGCACGCGAGAGAGCACACCGUGCGUGCCCUCCUCGGCCACACCGCGGGGUCAGUCGGGGUCCUGCUCUUAGCCAGGACACUCCGAGAGGGAAGAGUGAGAGUUUCUUAUUCCUCUUCUUCUUCUUCUACGCCAACCGGUCAGCAGGUUCGAACGACUUGCCUUGCGAGCUGUCCACCUCGCGAGCUUGCUCGCUACCGCCGGCUGUCCUCGGCGACGACACGCACGUCGUGGCAGCGCAGGAGGAGGAGGAAGUCCACCGGCUGAACGUGAAGAUUUCGCCAGGGGAUUUAAAACAGUUUCGUGGUGGGUUCACCGAAAGACUCGAACUUUCGACGUUAAGUAUCGAGAGGGAGUAUCGCGCUAUCGAACUCGAUGAAAUCACGUGACUUCCGGAGAGAAGGAGACCUCGACCGGCCUUUCGAUCGGUGGUGAAUGGGAGUUCCAAGGUUUCGAGAUUGACGUUUAACGGGCGACCGCGUGCUUCCGCGGUGUGCCGGUGGUUCGACGUUCGCUAAAGAGAGAGAAAGAGAGAAAGAGAGAGAGAAAGAGAAAAAGAGAGAUUUGUGUGAUUCCUGAUACCAAACUGAGAUACGGUAAAGCACAGUGAAAAGCGGGGGAACAGUGCGCGGCUAUCCAUGAACGGCAUACAAUUUUAGCGCAUCGUUCUCGCGUCGCUGCAACACCCAAAGAACGUGAUGUGCGAAGCGGUUCCUCGAACUUGGCACAUGAAACCGGAACUUCAUUGCAAUCCCGUGGGAGUUCCGGCGGGCGCCUUGUCACCCCCGGCUACCCUCUCGCCACCCGGCAGCCCGAGCAUAAUCACGCUACCAUCCUCGCCUUGGAGCCCAGGUGUACCGGGAAGCAGUUCGAGCACCAUCGCAUCCACCAAUGCACCUUCGAGCCUUUGUCAACCCGUCCCCGAUCGUUUCAGCGCUUUCACCCUUGUCUCGAAUUACAAUCCCGAUCUGAGAUUGCAAAGUCUACCACUCAGUGCUAGCGUUGCCGCGCGAGACAUGCGUUGUGGUCUUAUGUACGGCGGCUACGGGGCAUCUGGGGGUGCCUGGUGGGCCCGUCACAUGGGCCUGCUGUUGCCGCAUUCUUUGCUCCCAUCUACGAGAAUCCCAUCCCAACAGACGACACCGGUCACGAAUUGCUCACCCAUUCAUUCGGAACCUCUCAGUCCGGCGCGUCCUGGAUCACCCCGAAGAUCUACGCCGGAGAAGGCCAAAUUCGAGGAGGAGGUGCCGUUGAACCUUAGCACGAAGCCGAGCGACGUCUCGUCGAGUAUCGGCAACAGGAAAAGUGAAAUCUGGUCGCCGGGUUCGGUGUGCGAGAGGGAGGCCAGGGAAACGAGAGCACCGUCCUCCAGGAGUCCGUCCUCGACCCCUAUAAUUACGCGGCAAAUUCAUCAUUCGCCGCUUACACCGCCCUCCUCGACGGAAAGGACUUUUCAAUGUAAGCAGUGCGGUAAGGCCUUCAAACGGUCAAGCACGCUCAGCACUCACCUGCUGAUCCACUCCGACACGAGACCUUAUCCCUGUCAAUAUUGUGGCAAGAGGUUUCAUCAAAAGUCGGACAUGAAGAAGCAUACCUAUAUCCAUACCGGUGAGAAACCGCACAAGUGCGUCGUGUGCGGCAAGGCGUUCUCCCAGAGCAGCAACCUGAUAACGCACAUGCGUAAGCACACCGGCUACAAGCCGUUUCAGUGCGGGCUCUGCGAGAAGGCGUUCCAGAGGAAGGUCGAUCUACGUAGGCACCGGGAAGGUCAGCAUCCGGCGGCACCGGCGCUCGAUUAUCGCUCUCUGCAGAUACCGCCGCAGCCGCAGCAGCAACCGCAGCCAAACGGCAGCCGGCACUCGCCGAUAUCACUGCACUCGGCGGCAUCCUCCGCGGCAGGUUACCACGUGAUAUCCGUCCCCGGCAGUAGCUGAGACCCGUUCAUCCGACAGACGCUUCGUCCGUAAACGUCCAGGCAUCUCGAACCGGACAGUCGUGCGGUACGUUGGAUCGCGGACCGGUUUUUGGGGGAGGAGGACCCGCGAUAUCCGCGAGCACCGCCGGAUUUCGGCUGCCGGAAGCUGCGAGAUUUCGCUUCAGCUCCGACGGAUACGAAACGCAGUUAUGUACACGCGCGAGUCAAGUUUCAAUUAUCUCGCGAUUGAAGUGAGAAAGUGAAUCGAAUCCUCGUUAUUCAUCCCGAGUAGAUCUCAGUGUGCUACACGUUCUGGCUCGUGGCUUCAGGACGCGCUCCUAAAGAUGUUUGGCGCGCUCUUCUCUGAUCAUUCCAUCCCCCCGCCUCACGUGUAAUAAACGCGAUAAAAGUAGAGCGACAACGAUAGCGCGCCGAUAUCUUUAUAAGGGCGUUUGGAAUACGGGUUUCUAUAUAAGGGAAAAGAUAACUAUUAGCGCUUCGCGUUUGUCAUAUCAGUGAUUACGCCUACUCUAUCUCUAUGCAGGGAUAUAUAUGUAUAUAUACGCAACAUGCUAAUAUACUGGCUUCUUGAGCAACACACGAUACAUCUCGACGUAUCUCCGAAGUAGCACCGAUGUGUAUCCAAUAUACACAUCCGCGCCGGUUGAAACGCGAAUAUAAAUUAGACAUUAGAUACGCGACACAUUACUUUCGCAUUGAAUCACCCCUUUUAUCGGCCUGAUUUAAUCACGAGCUGUACUUCUUACAGCUCUAAUAAUGUAUCGAUGGUAUUAACGUGCCUUGGAAUGUCUACGAAAGUGUGACGCGAGUCGUCGGGAUAGAAUCUCGGGGAUCCCGAACGGAAAAAAAAAAAGGAAAACUGGCGAAAGCGACAUAGGUCGGUCAUAUCUCAAAUAACGACAAAUACACACAGCCGCGAUUGCACGCAUGAUUGCACUAUACAGAUUCGAGGCACCGUAAUUCAAGGAUCGUCAGCCAGCUUGGCGAAACUCGCUGUCUCCCCGCGAGUCGCCGAUGUCGCUUACCCUCAGGUGAGAAACGGACGAAUUGUAAAUAUUUUCCGUUGAAAUCACCACACCGCGGUAUCUCCUCUUAAUUCUCUCUAUAAUUACGCAAUCGUACGCGAGGUAUUUACAUAAAUCAGUCGACGUGUGUUUAAAAUCCAUCCGGUGCCUUGGCAUUUCUGUAUUAUCCGAUAUAUUUCUCUGACGUAGGUAAAAUUAUUAUUAAUCUAAGCGCGUAUUAUUUUUCUGUCUUUUUUUUCAGAUAUUUCUUUCUUUUAUCUGAUAAACAUUGAGUUGUUCGAAAAAAAUUCGAGAUAGUAAGUGAACGAGAAUUCUAAAAAAGGAUUCGAUAUUCGCAAAAAAAUUCAAGAUUUCAAGAUUCGAAAUUCAAGAAAAUUCAAGAUUUUUUUACUUCCAAUUUUAAAAAUAUUUCUCAAAAUUUAUUUCGGUUUUAUUAAUAUAUUACUAUUCAAGAGUUGUAAUAAAUCAAUACCGCAAUAUAUUAAUAAUUAAAUCUAAUAUGUCAUAAAGAAAUGAUAAUUAUGACAUUUGGAAAAUUUAAUGACGAACAAGAAUACAGCUGUACAUAUAGGUGUAAACAUAUAUAUACUUUACACUUCUUGAAGCACGUAUGCAGGAUAUUCGCAUGUAUUCAUGAAUUUCUGCUGUUGAAGUUUUUAUUUUUUGAUGUUUUUAUGCUUAAGCGACAAACAAGUUAAAACUAAGAAUUAGAUAUGUCGUAAAUUUUGGAAAGUUUGAUAUUGAGAUAUAAAAUUUGAAGUCGUAAAAGUAAUAUAAAUAUCUCAGUCAAUAGACUAAAAAGUUGGAGUUGUACAAAAUUUUAUAGUUUGAAAUAAUUGCAUAUCGGAUGUCACAGCAAGUAGGUGAAGCUUCAUAGAAUCAAUUCAGUUAUAGUGCUAACUAUCUUGAGCUCACAGUUUUUAUUAAACAAAAUAUAAUAAAUAAUUUAAUGUCUUUAAAUAAAUUAUUUUAUUGUUUUAAAUAAAUUUAAUGUUAGCAUUUCUGAAUAUUACAUAUUACUUUUACGAAGUCAAACUCUACGUCCUAAUAUAGAAUUUUCCACAAUCCACGGGAUACAGGUUUAGAAUUCUUCUUGUAAAUCGAUAUCGGAAAAUUUUCUUUUUCAUUUCGCGUAAAUUUUCCUCGUUAAUAGAUUUAUCCAUUUUAAUUGACCUGAUGUUGCUAGUAAAAACAAAGUGCCUGAAUGUGUCUUUCUUCGGUGCCGUUGUAUAUUCGACUCGUACUUAUGAAAUCAUCACUACACCUUCAUAUUGUAUUAUAAAGUGCGUCUUCACCUUUAAAUACACAAAUAAUACGUGUAUGUUUCAUGUACACUUAAGCUCCGUAACGCCCAGAUGCAGACAUCAAAAUUAUUUUUAAUACGUUCCUUUAAUUAUAUUAUACAUUAUUAGUUUUAAUACGAUAUAACCGUUUACAUAUAUUUUCUGUGAAUUUUAAGUGAGCAGCUUGACUAGAAAACCAUUUAGAUUCCGCACAAUUUAUAGUCAUACAACAAUUGAUAACAAAUGUUAAUUUGUUUGUCAAUUGAAAUUAUUAAGAAGCUAUUUCUUAUAGACCGGUUGUUCCAACUUUUUGGUAAACUUACCUAUCACGUAAAUAUAUAUUUAUCUUUAUUUAUUUAGAAAAAAAAAUGAAGAUAGACACAUGCUUACUUGACAGAUAAAUUUACCAAGAAGUUGGAACAACCGACUCUAUGUGAUCUUUUUAUUUUACAAUCGAUAUGUGAGAGUCUAAGUGAAACGAAAUAGAAAUGUACGCAAGCUGUCUCGAGAGCUCUGAGUUGAUUUUAUUGUUUUCUGUCACGUAUCAUAGUCCAUCGAAGCCAAAGUCGUCUGUUUUUAAAAAUGAUACACCGUAUUGAAACGUUAUCGAUCCGACGGGAUAUACUUCACGAUCGAUAUUUUCAAAUUUUUCUAUAAGUUAUGUUUGCGACUCCAAUUUUGACGUUUUAUUACACUUCGCGUGCUCUUUAGCAUACCUUUAUAAAAUUAUCGGUACAAAUAAUAUCGACGGACGUUUUCAUACGUCGUUAUUAAUUAAGAGAUACUUCCCUACCUAGGGAGUUACUGCUGUGAAAGAAAAGCGCGAAUGGAAGUGAUUAUUUUUGUAUCGAUGCGAAAAGGAAAGCGAAAUGUGUAGCUUAAGUGAUAAGCACGCUGUACUUUAUCUGCACGGAAAGAAGAAGCAAUUGAUGUUAAAAUAUACACGAUUGUUAGCUCGCGUAUAAAACUUCUGGAAUAUGGCUUUUCAGGCACGCGUGGAAGUUUUAUGUAAAUAAUUGAGAAAUUUCUCCCGAGGAACAUCCGAUUUUUCAAAAUCUCGAAAGAUCAUCCGUCCCCGCGUGAACGUAAGCGAAAGCGAGAAUUGCGACGACGCAAACGAAAUUUGCAUAUCCGGCAACGAAUCAUAGCGGCUAGAGGACCAAAGAUAGCAUAAGUCGGACUUGAUCGGUUGGUAGCGCAAUCGAGUUUUCUUCAUUUUCUUCAGAGUUCAAGUAAAAUACACAAAAACGAAACGAGAUAUCGUACGAGGUCAACGAUAUAAAUCGCGAAAACUCGAGGCUUACCAGAGAUCCCGGUCCUUCGUACGUACGUACAGAUUGUAACAUACCAUUAGAAUUAGCACGUUCAUUAAUUAUGUGCGACGAUUAAGAAUAGUUUAAACUAAUGUCCAUCGACGACGUUUCGUUAAUUCACUGGCGAUGAAAGCCCCGCGACGAUCGACGAACCAGAUCGCGCAGAAGUAUAUACCGUUCUCCCGAUUUAAUUGGCUAAUUAAAACGGGUAAAUUAAUUAAUUAGCGAAUACCAUAGCGCGACACGUCUGAUACGAGGCUCGUGCGCCAAGCAAUUUUGUGCUAUAUAUAUAUAUAUAUAUUAUGAUCAUGUAAACUUAUGUGUAGAGAAGGAUCGCGAUCGAUAGAUCAAUAAGUAGGUACCUUUCAAGAUAUUCGUAUAUGUGUCCCUUGAGAGUGAAAAGGAAAAAGUGCGCGUAGAUGUGUAUGCUGUGAGGAAGAGAGAAAGAGAGAGAGAGAGAGAGAGAGAGAGAGAGAGAGAGAGAGAGAGAAAGUAUAAUAGUGAUAAGAGAUUUUGCGAGUAUGAGCGAGCGAUUCAUGUUAAUCGGUAAAACCAAAAAUAUGUUUAUUAUUGCUAAAGAAGAUAUUGAUCGAAUAAAUUGUUUUUCUUAUAGA